Molecule: messenger RNA, 4933 nt
Organism: Coregonus clupeaformis (lake whitefish)
Lineage: Eukaryota; Metazoa; Chordata; Actinopteri; Salmoniformes; Salmonidae
Product: protein 4.1
Exons: 23
Coding region: 267-3803 (1178 amino acids)
Biological process (GO): cortical actin cytoskeleton organization
Cellular component (GO): plasma membrane; cytoskeleton
Molecular function (GO): actin binding; structural molecule activity
Source: RefSeq, a predicted model, not a curated record
AAACAACAGCUGUUCCGUCGCGGCUGUAAACCGCUAGCUAACUUAGUCUAGUUGUUUUCUCAAGGUCAAAAUUAGCAUUUUGACCAUAGUAUUCACGGGUGGGAUAGUCCUUAUGUCCGGGGAUGAAUCUAUUUUUGAAAAUGUAAAGUUUAUAGAGUUCCCAAAGAAGCAUCGCGGCGGGCUGCAUUGCCUGCAUGGAUAGUAACAUUAGCAACAGGAGGUGGCGGCGCUAGGAAGAUGUGUAGCACACGGUGUGACUGGGGACCAUGACGACAGAGGUGGGAUCUGAGACGGAGGUGAAGAAAGAGCCGGAGAAGGCAGAGGAGCAGCCUGCAGCACCUGAAUCAGAACCACCAGCCACCAACCAGACAGACGAGGCCAAGGCUGCAGAGCAGUCCGCCAACGACCACCCCGCUCCGGCCACUGACUCAGCCGAGGCCAAGGAGAAACAGGAGGAGGCCCAGCCCGCCGACAACGCCACACCACAGGAGGGAGAGGACACCCCAGCCUCAGAGAAAAAAGGCAUCUCCAGAUUCCUCCCUCCAUGGCUUAAGAAGCAGAAGUCUCAGAGCCAGGUGGGACCCAAAGAGAACCAGGCUGCACCCAAGGAGGAGGCAGGCGUUGCCCCAGUGAAGGAGGAGGCAGGCGUUGCCCCAGUGAAGGAGGAGGCAGGCGUUGCCCCAGUGAAGGAGGAGGCAGGCGUUGCCCCAGUGAAGGAGGAGGACGGUGAGAAGGCGGAGCAGGCCGAGGCAGAGCAGACGUCUUCGCCCACAGCAGCCAAACCCCAGGUGGAAGAAGAGAAAAUAAACAGAGAGCUGAAACCAGAACAGAAAGAGGAAGUGAAAUCGGAGGAAAAAGAGGAGAAUCAUUCCACUGGCAGUACAGACACUCAGCCUGCUAAGGAAGAGAAAGCAGCAGAGGAAUCUCAGGAGAAGAGUGCAGCAGAGGAGGAGAACAAGGAGGUAGAGGAAGGAGGAGCGGAGAAGAAAGACGAGGAAGAGAGCCCGAAGCCUGAGGGUGGACAUUCUUUUAUCAAAUCACCGCUGAAACUGACCAAGAAGGUGAAGAUGGUGAUGUGUCACGUGACUAUGCUGGAUGGAAGCCAGUUCCCCUGUGAGGUGGAGAAACGGGCGAAAGGCCAGUACCUGUUCUUUAAAGUGUACGAAGCCCUGAACCUACUGGAGAAGGACUACUUUGGGUUGAGUUACAAAGACAACGCUGACCAGACGUGCUGGCUGGACCCUACAAAGGAGAUCAAACGUCAGAUCCGCAAUGCCACCUGGCAGUUUGCGUUCAAUGUCAAGUUCUACCCUCCGGAUCCAUCCCAGCUGACCGAGGAUAUUACCAGAUAUCUCCUGUGCCUUCAGCUCCGGCAGGACAUAGCGUCGGGGCGUCUGCCCUGCUCCUUCGUCACCCACUCCCUGCUGGGUUCCUACGCCCUGCAGGCUGAGCUGGGAGACCAUGACUCCGGCGAGCACCGCCUCGACUACAUCAGUGACUUCCAGUUUGCCCCCUCCCAGACCAAGGAGAUGGAGGAGAAGGUGGUGGAGCUCCACAAAACUCACAGGGGGAUGACUCCUGCUCAAGCAGAUGCCCAGUUCUUAGAAAACGCUAAGAAGUUGUCGAUGUACGGUGUGGAUCUCCACCAUGCCAAGGACUCUGAGGGAGUGGACAUCAUGUUGGGAGUGUGUGCCAACGGCCUGCUGAUCUACAAAGACCGACUCCGGAUAAACCGCUUCGCCUGGCCAAAAAUCCUCAAGAUCUCCUACAAACGCAGCAACUUCUAUAUCAAAAUCAGGCCGGGAGAGACAGAGCAGUUUGAGAGUUCUGUGGGCUUCAAACUGCCCAACCACCGCGCUGCCAAGAGAGUCUGGAAGGUCUGCGUGGAGAAUCACACUUUCUUCAGGUUGAUGACUCCAGAAGCGCCCACUAAAGCCAAGUUCCUCACGCUGGGCUCCAAGUUCCGCUAUAGUGGGCGCACCCAGGCCCAGACACGACAAGCCAGCACCCUCAUCGACAGGCCGGCACCCUACUUCGAGCGCACCUCCAGCAAGCGCAUCUCACGAAGCCUGGAUGGAGCUCCAGUGAUUAACCUGACUGAGGCCCAGGACUCAGGCCCCACCUCUGGGGAGAACGGCAGGGAGCCUGGCCUGGAAUUCUCCUCUGACUCGAAGGUAGAGGAGGAGCCUAGCGAAGGGGCGGCGGCCACACCUACAGAGGGCACUGAGAUGAAAGGAGAUGAGGCAGACUCCUCCCAACAGGACCUGGAUAAGACUCAGGAGGAUGUUUUGAAACAUCAGGCUAGCAUUAGCGAGUUAAAGCGCAGUUUUAUGGAGGCCACCCCUGAGCCGCGUCCCAGUCAGUGGGAAAAGCGCCUCACAGCCAGCCCGGCUACAAGCCUGCGUCUGCAGGCCCAAGGGAGCUUGGAAGAGGAAAUGACCUCCAUUUUAUUCAGUAAAUUUGCGUGCGAGUCUGGUCUGGUUGAUCCCGGCUGCACUACCACUAGGCAAGCAGCAGAGGGCGCUGUAGUCACUGCCUCUGGCCGUAUGGCCUCAGCUCCACUCACUGCCGAGGUCGUCCUCAAUACAGAUGAAUCAAAACCAACAAAACAUCAGAGAAGCCCCCUACCCAGAACCCAGGAGCCUCUCCCUGACCUCACGGUGGACACGGUCGCCAAGAGCGCAGAUGACAAACCGAAAUCCGGCGAGGUGGCGUGGCAGGCAGCAGAGGUUGAGAUAGAAGAGACUGUAGUCGUCGAGGAGAUCAGGGUGGCCCCCAAAGGCUCCGUCACCGUCACCACCCACGAGGUGGUCACCCCCGUUGCCAUGGAGACGGAGGUCGAGAAGCCCAAAGAGGAAGGGAUAGAGGAAGUUAAGGAGAAGGUUAAGGAGGAGCAGAAGAGGCCUGUGAGCGUGUCCUCGGACAGCCACAGUGAGAGCGAGGAGGAGGAUGCGGGGGAGUACCACCCCCAGGUCACCGUCAGCGCCUCAGUGGACCAGAUCAAAGAAGAGCCCGAGGAGGAGGAACAGAAAGUCAAUGAAGAACCAGAGCCAGUUACAGAACCAGAACCACUCCCAGAGCAAGUGGUUAAAGUCGAGGUAGAGGCCCAGCCUGCCCCUGCAGUAGUGGAAGAAACCUCAGUGGCAGAACCACAACCAGCCCCUGUGGCGGAGGAGAGCACCGAGGACAUCCUGGUCAGCCCUUACGAGGCCCCUAACGGGCACGCCGAGGCCCAUGAGGGCCAUCCCGGCCUCGUGGCCCUGGAAGAGGAGGAGGAGGAGGAAGAGGAGCCCAGAGUCAACGGGGACGCGUCUCACUCAGAGACAGAGCGCCUCCCCCAGGUUAUUUGUUGCUCUGAGCCUCCUGUGGUGAAGACCGAGAUGGUGACCAUCUCAGACACGUUUGCGGCCCAGAAGACUGAGAUUGCCACUAAGGAGGUUCCCAUCGUGCACACAGAGACCAAGACCAUCACGUACGAGGCUGCCCAGCUGGACGGCAGUGGAGACGGCGAACCAGGCGUUCUCAUGACAGCCCAAACCAUUACCUCUGAGUCACUGUGCACCACCACCACCACACACAUCACCAAGACAUUAAAAGGUGGUCUCUCAGAAACCAGGAUCGAGAAGCGCAUUGUCAUCACCGGAGACUCAGACAUCGACCACGAUCAGUUGCCGGGGCGUUGCCACCCCGGGCAGGCCUUGGCCCAGGCUAUAAAGGAAGCCAAAGAGCAGCACCCUGACAUGUCAGUGACACGGGUGGUGGUCCACAAAGAGACAGAGCUGGCAGAGGAGGGCGAGGACUGAGGCACCAGAGCUGAAGAGCCUGUGAAGUUCAUACUUGGAUGUUUGAGAAACUCCUGUCAUCUCCCAAACCGAGAGUCAACCUGGUGGGAAGACUACGUCGGACAACACCGAGGCUGAACUCCUGUGUGUUUCAUCGCACACCUUCCUUUUUUAUCACUCAGAAGAGAACCACUUAGCUAACAUUUGUAGCGUGUUUAAAUUGUUUUGUGCUUUUUGCAAAAAUAAGAAAAAAAAUCUGCCAUUAUUAGAACCAGAUAGAAUGUAUCAUGUGAUCAUUUUUAUUGUUGAGUAGUAUUCACAUUCCUAGUAUGUACAGACAGUUAAUGUUAUGAAAAAGUCUUUACAAUAUCUAUCUUCCUGUAUUCAUGCAGUUGCAGGUGGACAGGUAUUAAGACUAAGUGGGUAUAUUAGCCUUGGACCUGGUCUUGUUCCAUGUUGUCUUUAGAGUCAAAUGUUUAUCUGUUUUUGGGGGAAAAGGAAGAACAGCAAAUUGUAUUUAAUUGGGUGAGUUUCCAAGGGACUAACAAAGGACGAAGCACUGUGUCAUUUUGUACAUUGCACUACAGUGCCAACACGUUUUCUUCUCUAUGCAGUCAAAACAAAAACAUUCCAUUAAAGGGCAGGUGCUUUUCCUCUACCUCCCUCAGAAAACAAAAUUAAAUUUAAAAAAAAUCUACAAAAAAUCAUGAAACAUUAGGCAGCUUGGAAACUUUAGCUUUUCCAUAACUUUUUGGCAUCAUUCAUCAGAAAUAUAUUUGUAGAAACGUAUAUUUUUUGCUAUCUUUUAAAGUUUUUUGUCAAUCUGUAAACUGAUUUAGAUGUUGAUGAGGUGGGUUUGUUUGCCCCUUUUUAAAUAUUUUUAAUAUAUUUCAGAGGUUUUUUGACAACUAAAAGAAACACAAAAUUGCCACUAUUUGUAUCUUUUACCUGUAGAUAAAGGAGAUCGCUGCCCUUAGCACUCUCUGCAAUCUGACCAACCUCACCAAACCCAAUGACGGUAUCAAUUUGCUCUUUGGACCCAGUGUAUAGCAGAUAAUCUUAGAUUUUUAGCAGCUUUAAAAUGUUGUCUCCACCACAGCCACCCCAAACUCUGUGUAACACUGUUGAAAUAAAAGUUUGUUAUUCUCUGA